Olea europaea var. sylvestris is the source of this 1146-nucleotide messenger RNA. RefSeq lists its product as uncharacterized. The transcript is spliced from 3 exons. Lineage: Eukaryota; Viridiplantae; Streptophyta; Magnoliopsida; Lamiales; Oleaceae. The record is from RefSeq and is a predicted model, not a curated record. The coding region runs from base 487 to 858 and encodes 123 amino acids.
UUCAUAACAGCAGAUUCGGUCUCUUUGCGCAGAGGCCAAUCUUGAAGCCUGCAGGGCUCGCUUUCCAGCGCAGAUCAGUCCAGCACUUAAUUCUAAUCAUUCAUUCCUUGCUGCUGUUUUCUGCAACACAAUAACUCUCCAUUUAGUACCCCCAUCCCCAUGGCCAGACCAUAUUCUAUCAUUACUUCAAUUUUAUGGAGAAGAAAAGCAAUCCAUAUGAUCUUCAUUAUGACUCAUAAAUUUACUUGAAAGCAGUAGAAGUUGACAAAUUCAGGCUGCUUCUUAAAGAAGAAACGAUUCAAUUUGUUGAGUAAUAUUAUUUAAAGGCCCGUUUUUUUCUUCUUUCUUCGACGGUGUGCUUAGAAACAGAUUUCUGGCAUUUGUAGACUCGUGGGUUGUAAGUUUUUUGAGAAAAUCCAAAGCAUAAAGGGAAAAGGGUUUGAAGAAAAUUAUAAAAGCUAGUGGAAAUAACACAGUCUUGGCAUUAUGAAGGCUUUUAGAUUCGUAUUAGUGUUCCUCAUGGUUGGGGCUACGGCUUUCAUGUACCUUGAUUACUCCCAUAAAAAGGGCAACUCCUCAAAUCCAGGUAUGGUUUUCACGGGCAGUUCAAAUGCGAUGGCAUCAUUAAUCAAAAGCCGGAAGCUCGAGGAUAACAGCCAUAGUACUCCAACACUUGAUGAAGUUUAUGCUGGUGACAUGAAUCUGGAAGAUUAUCGUCCUAUCGAUCCAGUUCCGAGUCCAAAGGCUAAAAUACAUCAUGGAACUAUCCUCCGGGGGCCGCAUGGCACGAUGCCAUAUAUCCCAAGGCCUGCUCCUUCUCCCCCGUCUAGUCACCCAAAGCACGGUGGCUUCCCUUAGCCAUUUCGUCUUUGAAUAAAACUAAAUGACCAGAGUUAAAGGCAAGUGGUGCCCCUGGAUUUGGCCCUGGCUUUAAGUCUGGCCAAACAGCACGGUUCUUCUUUUUUCGCCCUUCUUGAGAGCUAUACUAAAAUAAUGAAAUAUGUAAUAACUAGAUAGCUUGGAUAGGACUUCUUAUGCCAUCUUUCUAAUAUGUCAUAUUUUUGUAUUCUCAAUGGGGCAAAUGUGUGUUUACUAAUCUGGAAUGCAAUCUUAUUUGGCACCUAUAUAAUUUAUAAACACAAUCGA